Messenger RNA from Aspergillus ibericus CBS 121593, 1502 nucleotides. Its product is annotated as glycoside hydrolase family 76 protein. The transcript has 3 exons. The record is from RefSeq and is a predicted model, not a curated record. Bases 91 to 1479 code for a protein of 462 amino acids. NCBI's taxonomy places the organism in Eukaryota, Fungi, Ascomycota, Eurotiomycetes, Eurotiales, Aspergillaceae. Gene Ontology annotation, molecular function: mannan endo-1,6-alpha-mannosidase activity. Gene Ontology annotation, biological process: fungal-type cell wall biogenesis; carbohydrate catabolic process.
AGGCAAUGUCAUUUCUUGUUAUUUCUUUAACACAAUCCUCGCUCCUCCCUCACCAUCUCCUAGCACUCAUUUGAUGGCCAUCUGGUAGACAUGCGCGCCCCAAAGUUUCGCCUCUGGCGGUUCCUCCUUUCAUGCAUCGUUUGGUCGAUCCCUUGCUUCCAGGCUCAGGCGAUCGACCUCGAUCUUCAGAAUCCUGACAGCAUCAAGAGCGUCGCCCGCGAACUGGCCUGGGACCUCGUCAGCUUCUACACGGGCAACAACACCGGCGAUGUCCCGGGCAACCUUCCUGAUCCCUACUACUGGUGGGAAGCCGGGGCCUUCUUUGGUACUCUGGUCAACUACUGGGCAUAUACCGGGGAUACCACCUACAACAACCUGACUGCACAGGCGAUCCUCCACCAGAUUGGACCCAACCGAGACUUCAUGCCCGCCAAUCAGACCCGCACCGAGGGAAAUGACGAUCAAGCCUUCUGGGCCUUUACUGCCAUGCGCGCCGCAGAGAGGAACUUUCCCAAUCCCCCUGAUGAUCAGCCAUCAUGGCUGGCUCUCGUACAAGCCGUGUUCAACGAGCAGGCGCAGCGAUGGGAUACCAAGAAGUGCGGAGGAGGGCUGAAGUGGCAGAUCUACACGUUCAACAGCGGCUAUACGUACCGCAACUCCAUCUCCAACGGAUGCUUCUUCAACCUGGCGGCCCGACUCGCCCGGUAUACGGGAAAUGCGACGUACGCGGACUGGGCCGACAAGGUGUGGGACUGGGUGACCACCAUCGGUCUCAUUGGGCCGGACUACCAUGUCUUUGAUGGCACGAGUGAGGAAAACAAUUGCACCGAUCUCAAUCAUAUCGAAUGGACUUACAACAACGGGGUAUUCCUGCUGGGAGCUGCACACAUGUGGAACUACACCAACGGUGGCGAUCACUGGCGAGAACGGAUCAACGGUCUGCUUCAGGCGCAGAGCACGUUCCUGUCCACCGACGAGGCCUCCCCGAGCGUCCUCUAUGAGGCUGCCUGCGAGCCCGUCAGCACCUGUCAAACCGACCAAUUCUCGUUCAAGGCGUAUCUGGUGCGGUGGAUGGCGGACACGGCCCGGUUGGCCCCGUUCACCUACGACACCAUCAUGGGUCGUCUGCAACCAACCGCAAAGGCGGCGGCGGCCCAGUGUGUGGGAGGCAAGACGGGCACCUACUGCGGGAUGCAUUGGACCACGGGGACCUACGAUGGCACCAUCGGAGUGGGGCAGCAGAUGGCCGCCUUGGAAGCCGUGCAGGCCAACCUGGUCGGGGCAAAUGCAGGCCCGCUCACUUACAACACGGGGGCAUCCAGCAAGGGAGAUGGAGCUGCUGGCACGGAGUCAUCGGACUCGUCCAGAGACCCGAGUGCACUUCGUACGAUCACCACGUCCGAUCGAGUAGGCGCGGCGGUGGCAACGGUGGUGAUAGCAGGCGUGGUUCUGGGGGUCACGAUUUUCAUGAUAUCUUAGAGAGGUUCACCAGAUGUAUGUAG